This is a messenger RNA of Salvia miltiorrhiza (redroot sage), 1029 nucleotides long. RefSeq lists its product as uncharacterized. The transcript is spliced from 3 exons. NCBI's taxonomy places the organism in Eukaryota, Viridiplantae, Streptophyta, Magnoliopsida, Lamiales, Lamiaceae. The record is from RefSeq and is a predicted model, not a curated record. The coding region runs from base 1 to 1029 and encodes 342 amino acids.
AUGGCAUCAAAUGAAAACUUUGAUGAUUCCAGUCCUAGCUUUGAUCCUUUCGAUUACACCGAAUUUGAUGAAAUGCAUGAAAACCAUGUAUUACAAAAUCGACGCAUUGACUCCAUGAUCGAUGACGUGGCUUUUCAGAUUCCAACUCUAUCUUUACAACCUACAAACAACACUGAUAGAGCACCACAGUCAUUUAUUGAACGUCGUUGUGAGCAAGGCCAUGAAGCGAUGAGAGUAUUGGCAUACGGAACAGGAGCAGACUUGCACGAUAAAUACAUUAGAAUGAGCGCACAAACUAUAAGAAAAUUAGUUGAAAAAUUCGUGCAAGGUGUAGUUCACAACUUCGGUGGGGAGUACCUCAGAAGGCCAACCGAAGAAGAUCUUGCUUAUCUAUUGUAUGUUGGUGCUCAACGCGGUUUUCCUGGUUCGAGAAAUGAUAUCAACGUGCUUCACCAAUCGCCUGUUUUUUCAGAUAUAUUGGAAGGUCGAGCACCAAAGGUUAGUUAUGUGAUAAAUGGCCAUGUAAAAUAUAUGGGAUAUUAUCUCACUGAUGGUAUAUAUCCUUCAUGGGCAGCAUUUGUCAAAUCUAUUAAUGGUCCACAAGCUCGAAAACAUCAACUGUUUGCUCAACAUCAAGAGGCUGCUCGAAAAGAUGUUGAGCGAGCAUUUGGAGUUUUACAAGCUCGUUUCAAUUUUAUCAAACGACCAUGUCUCAUGUGGGAUCGUGAUAUGAUGGAAAAAGUAAUGCUUGCUUGCAUCAUUAUGCACAAUAUAAUAGUGGAAGACGAGCGGCAUACUUACUUAAAUUACAGUGAUCCAACAGAAUUUAUGGAAGUUAGAAGGUUCAAUAGCCAAAGUGGAGAUGUUGAAGCUAAUGAUGAUCCUAAUUUUGAAUUUUCCACGGAACGGAUUGCAAGUCUAGAAAGCUAUAUGAGGAACAGGACACAACUUCGCAACAGGGAAGCUCACAAUGCUCUUAAAAAUGACUUGAUCGAACAUAUUUGGCAAAAGUUUGGCGAUGAUAAUUAA